Molecule: messenger RNA, 1605 nt
Organism: Prorocentrum cordatum
Lineage: Eukaryota; Dinophyceae; Prorocentrales; Prorocentraceae
Source: the annotation of a GenBank genome assembly
GUGAUGCGGGACGUCGCCUCGGGCCUUGCUCGGGAGUCCACGGGCUUCCAGGCGGCCACGGACGACGAGGACAAGCUGGGGGUAGUGAUGCGCUUUUUACGGGCGGCCGAACAAAGAUGCCUCUCUGCCAUAUCUCGGUGCUUGAUUCGAUACCCUCGCAUCUCAGAGUUCGUGUGCAAUCCGUAUGACUUUGAUGCCAACCUCUCUUCCUCCCUGCUCCGACUUCGCGAUCACGCUGUGGAGCUCGCGCGGGACAUCGCGUUGACCAGAAUGCAGGCGUCCCGCGACGACGACGGCGACGACUGGAUGGGGAAGAACAGGAAGCGGAAGAAGGGCUCGCGGCUCCUUUUCCGGCUGAGUCCAGGCAGGGGCGGCGGCCUCGGCGCCAUCGUCGACAGGCACGGCCGGGUGGUCACCGACUCGCGCGGCAUGGCGAACAUAUUGCGGAGCCACUGGGCGGCGACAUUCGCAGCGACAGGCGUGGACGAGAACAAGCUCGGCGACUGGCUUGCGGACGACGCGGCGGCCAGAGCUGCAAGUGGCCCGCCUCGUCUUGAUUGGGGUGGCUUCCGGAUUCGCCGGAAGGAUAUUUCGGCGGCCAUCCGUCAGGCUAAAAAUUGCUCUCCGGGACCCGACGGGAUCCCCUACGGGGCCUGGCGUGCCCUGGGCAGCCUUGCCGUGGAUACCCUGCACAACGCAUUGCGUGAUCUGGCAUCACCGGAUGGGCAGCGCAUCCUGGAGCAGGAUUUCCCGGACUUCAACGAGAGCUUGCUGUUCUUCCUCCCCAAAUCCUCCAAUGCUGCCGCCCCGGAUGGCACCCCGGCGUACGAGGACUUGAAGGCGGUUCACUUUCCGGACCAGCUGGUGGACAUGUCUGCUGUGGCCGUGGCCGCCAAAGCCCGGGUCCAUCGAUUCGAGGCGGACUCCAUGGGAGGUCUGCAAGUGGAGGACCGCAUCCGUCGAUUGGAGGAACCACCACUGGCUCACUGCUCCCUGGCCCACAGCGCCUGGGUGUCGCAGUGGGUGCGCAACUCGUUUUUGCACAUCUUGUCCCGGGCGGCUGCUCACGCCAGCAUGCUGCUGCAGCGCGCCGCCGGCGUGCGCUCGUGGAUCAGCCUGCAGGCGGGAUGGCAGGGCCAGAUGACGAAAUUGCUGGCUGUCGGCUGCAGGGGCGAGGCCAUGCGGCACUUCCGCCGGAGGCUGGACAGGUGGCGGUUGGACGUCCUCCCCGGCCGACGAAUGGGCAGGGCGCUGAGGGUCUUGGACGUCCUUGCCCGCCGUUCCGUACCUCGGAUUCAGGCCGCGUUCAUCCGGACGGUGACCAAUGGUUGGUGCACCCGGCAUCGUUUUCAACAGCGAGGCCAUUGCCCCUUCCGCUGCGGGGCCGAGCGGGACUCCAUCGAGCACCUGGCGUGCUGCAGCGCGGUGCGCGCGCUCCUUUCCACCCACCUGCACGGCGGCAGCUCUCGGUCGCCGCAGACGCUCGACGAUUUUCUUUGCCUUUCUUUGCAUGCCUCCGAGGAGGAAGUUGUGUCGCGCGGAGUGGGGCUCUACGCCAUCUACCGCUUAUUUAAUGCCCUCAGAAACGGUGGCCUGGCCCACAAC